UCUUUUCUUUGCAUUUGCGUUUAAGCGAGAGUCUUAAAACUGGAAUUGCACCUAUACCUCUUCAAAUGCAGGUGACGGACUAAAAUUUUGCAAUGCUGAACGAGACAGAGGUCAUCAGUGAGUUCAUCCUUUUGGGCCUCACCGAUAUCCAGGGCCUGCAGCACUUUUUCUUCAUCUCCUUUCUCUUGCUCUACUUGACCAGUCUUCUGGGAAAUGGUGCCAUUGUGACCAUGGUGAUAACUGAGCCCCGGCUCCACACACCGAUGUACUUCUUCCUGGGGAACCUGUCCUGCCUGGACAUUUUCUAUUCCACAGUCACUGUUCCCAAGAUGUUGGCUGGCUUUCUCUUUGGGCAUCAGCCCAUCUCUUUUGGUGGGUGCUUGGCCCAGCUCCACUUCUUCCACUUCCUGGGCAGUACUGAGGCUGUGCUCCUGGCCACCAUGGCCUAUGAUCGCUACGUGGCCAUUUGCAACCCUUUGCGCUAUGCCCUUGUCAUGAGCCCACGGACUUGUCUGCUGCUGGCUGUGGCCAGCUGGUCCACUGGUUUUGUACAUGCCAUGAUGCACUCAGUCAUGACCUCUCAAUUGAGUUUCUGUGGCCACAACCACAUUCAUCACGUCUUCUGUGACAUCAAGCCACUGUUGAAUUUGGCUUGCAGUAGCACCAGCCUCAACAUGACCCUCCUCAAUGUUGUCACCACAGCUAUUGCUCUAGGGCCCUUCACUCUCAUAGUCCUCUCCUACCUCUACAUCAUCUCCUUCGCCUUCCGGAAAGUCCGGUCCCAGGAAGGAAGAUGGAAGCCCUUCUCCACCUGUGCCUCCCACCUCACCAUUGUGGCACUGUUGUACAUACCAGUGCUCUUCAAUUAUACACCACCCUCCUCAGGAAGCUCCUCUAAAAGGGAUGUGCAAGUGUCUCUCAUGUAUAGUGCUGUCACCCCAGCUCUGAACCCCUUGAUCUACACUCUUAGGAACCAGGAGGUGAGAUCUGCCCUGAAAAAAACGGUAGGGAGAAAAAUCUUCCCUGGAGGAAAGUGACUAAAUCAAGGAGAAGGCUCAGAAUGUGGUUACUCCACCUCUCACAUUUAUAAGGAAAGAGGCCCAAAGGACACCGUAC
Messenger RNA from Aquila chrysaetos chrysaetos, 1116 nucleotides. Its product is annotated as olfactory receptor 12D2-like. Gene Ontology annotation, cellular component: membrane. The transcript is spliced from 2 exons. Gene Ontology annotation, molecular function: G protein-coupled receptor activity; olfactory receptor activity. The record is from RefSeq and is a predicted model, not a curated record. Bases 93 to 1037 code for a protein of 314 amino acids. Gene Ontology annotation, biological process: G protein-coupled receptor signaling pathway. NCBI's taxonomy places the organism in Eukaryota, Metazoa, Chordata, Aves, Accipitriformes, Accipitridae.